Molecule: messenger RNA, 2018 nt
Organism: Silurus meridionalis
Lineage: Eukaryota; Metazoa; Chordata; Actinopteri; Siluriformes; Siluridae
Gene: mcoln3b
Product: mucolipin TRP cation channel 3b
Exons: 14
Coding region: 78-1823 (581 amino acids)
Cellular component (GO): lysosomal membrane; plasma membrane
Molecular function (GO): NAADP-sensitive calcium-release channel activity
Source: RefSeq, a predicted model, not a curated record
AUGGAGAACUGUGAGGGUUCCUCUAUCUCCAUCUUAAUGCCAGUAACGUGCUGAGAGCUUGGGUUUGUCCUCCUGGGAUGGAGGGAGAGGGCCAGGUUACUGAGUUGGAGAUGCAGUUUGUUAUUCAACCCUGUCCAGGUCAGAGCUCAGACAUGGACGACUCGGGAUCUUCCUACCUGGCCUUCAAUGAUUUUAACAGCAAUGGCGGCUCGUUGUGGGCGGAGUCAUUGGCCCAGCAGGAGCGUCAGGAGGUGGAGAGCUUCAGAAGGAAACUCAAAUACUUCUUCAUGAACCCCUGUGAGAAGUAUCGAGCCCGAAGCAGGAAGCCGUGGAAGCUGAUGCUGCAGAUCAUCAAGAUCGCCGUCAUCACCAUCCAGCUGGUGUCUUUCGGCCUGAGUAACCAGAUGGUGGUGACGUUCAAGGAGGAAAACCUCAUGACCUUCAAGCACCUGUUUCUGAAGGACUACGAAAAUCACAACGCCAAAGCGUACGCCGUGUACACUCAAAACGAAGUCUACACACACCUCUCCUACAUUGUACAGCAGUUCCUGCGUUUGCAGAACAUAACGGUUGGGAACCACGCGUACGAGAAGGACGGUCAUCACAUGAUUCAUUUCCUGUAUAUUAAUACAUCGACUGUAGUGUUGAUGACCAUUUAUUUAUUUAUUUAUUUUUACCCAGAAUGCCUUGAGAUUUACCCCAAUGCUCCGCCCCAAUCCACGGCACAGGACACACACCUGUCCAACUUCACACUGCAGUUCAAAAGGUUGCUGGAGGUGAACGUAUACUUCACUCUGAAGGCCAUUAACCUGCAGACGGUGCAGCAUCACGAGCUUCCUGACUGCUAUGACUUUAGCAUAAUGAUCACCUUCAACAACCGCGCCCACAGCGGCCGGAUUCGCGUGGACCUGGACAACGACGUGGACAUCAACGAGUGCCGAGACUGGAAAGUCACAGGAGCCUCCCCAAAGAACAUCUACUACACGGUCCUGUUCGAUGUGGUGAUCAUCCUCACGUGUCUGGCGUCGCUGAUCCUCUGCACGCGCUCCGUCAGCACCGGAGUCCAGCUGCAGUUUGAGUACACCACCUUCUUCCUGAAGCAUUAUGGGAAGCAAGUGUGUUGGUCGGACCGGAUGGAGUUCAUAAACGGAUGGUACAUCCUCAUCAUCAUUAGCGACGUCCUCACCAUCACCGGCUCGGUCCUCAAAAUCGCCAUCCAGGUCAAGGCUUUGACGAGUUACGACAUCUGCAGCAUCCUCCUGGGCACGGGCACCAUGCUGGUGUGGAUCGGUGUCCUGCGCUACAUGGGCUACUUCAAGAAAUACAACAUCCUGAUCAUCACGCUCAGAGCGGCGUUCCCCAACGUCAUCCGCUUCAGCUGCUGCGCCGCCAUGAUCUACCUCGGCUACUGCUUCUGCGGCUGGAUCGUGCUCGGACCCUACCACGAGAAGUUUCGGUCCCUGAACACCGUGUCCGAGUGCCUGUUCUCUCUGAUCAACGGAGACGACAUGUUCGCCACCUUCAAGAACAUGCAGCAGAAGAGUUACCUGGUUUGGUUGUUUAGUCGCGGUUACCUUUACACCUUCGUCUCGCUCUUCAUCUACAUGGUGCUCAGCCUUUUCAUCACCCUCAUCACCGACACCUAUGAGACCAUCAAGCAGCAGCAGUCAGACGGAAAUCCUGUGUCCGAGCUACAGACCUUUAUAUCCGAGUGUAAAGAUCAUCCGAACUCGGGCUGUUACCGCGUGGAGGAACGUCCGUCUCCCUGCUUCUUCUGCUGCACUCGAAGGGUCAGUGACCUGCAUGAGAGACUGCAGUGUUGAACGCAGGGAUGAAGAUGAGGAUGAGAAGGAGAACAUCGCCCCCUAAACAUCUCCUCAUUUACACGUUCAUGUGAUUAGAUAUAAUGUGUAAUAUAAAUGUCAGAAGGUCAGACAGAAUGUGUUCUAAAGCACUUUAAGGCUGUGAAUGUUUCAGUGAUGCACAAAAAUAUAAAUAAAUGUUUGUUCCAUUGUAAA